Molecule: messenger RNA, 825 nt
Organism: Trichoderma virens Gv29-8
Lineage: Eukaryota; Fungi; Ascomycota; Sordariomycetes; Hypocreales; Hypocreaceae
Exons: 4
Coding region: 1-825 (274 amino acids)
Molecular function (GO): oxidoreductase activity, acting on the CH-OH group of donors, NAD or NADP as acceptor
Source: RefSeq, a predicted model, not a curated record
AUGGCGGAAACAACGCAAUCCCAGCGUCUACUGAAUAAAGUUUGUAUCGUGACCGGAUCCUCUUCUGGACUUGGUCGAGCUAUUUCUUUGGCAUAUGCUCGGGAGGGUGCAUUUCUUGCUUGCGUUGAUUUGAGACCCGAUGCUCGGCAAGAAGUACAAGCUGAACGGGCGAUCGAUACUGAUGCGCUAAUUCGGCAGAACGGGGGACGGUCCGUAUACAUUAAGGCAGAUGUGAGCGAUGCCCAUGAAGUAGAGGCAAUGGUAAAGGCGGUGGUUGCAGAAUAUGGUCACAUUGACGUAUUGGUCAACAACGCCGGUAUUUCCAUCGAAGCUGGAAAGAAAGCUCUCAAGAUUCACGAAACGCCGGAGCAGUGGUGGGAUUUGACAAUGGCAGUCAAUACAAAAUCAGUCUUUCUGGUUAGCAAGUAUGUUAUCGGUCAAAUGCUGUCCCAAGACAAGCUCGUUUCGGGAGACCGUGGCUGGAUUAUCAACAUAUCUUCUAUAUUUGGUCUAGUCGGUGGUGGAUAUAUACCAUGCUACGCAGCUUCCAAAGGAGCGGUGGCAAAUUUAACAAAGCAGAUUGCGAUGGAUUAUGCUGAAGAUGGUAUUCAUUGCAAUGCUAUUUGCCCUGGAUACACUGCAACAGCAAUAUUUGUUAAUACCACCCAGAUUCACGAUGCUGAGGAGAUUAGGCGGCGCCACCCGUUGCAUGGAAUCGGUAUGCCAGAUGAUAUAACUGGGGCUGCUGUGUUCCUCGCAAGCAGUGAGGCUAGAUGGAUUACAGGUGCUAUGUUACCAGUCGAUGGAGGAUUCACGGCGCAAUAA